AUGGGCUAUGGCAUCCAGAUUGUCCUUUUUACUAGUUGCGCGAUAUAUUUAUGGAACACACGCCGGACCAAAGGCCGACAGACAUAUUUCCUCCUUGCCUACAUGACACUUCUGCUCUGCGUCGAGACGAUCUACUGUGCCGUACAAGCACGUACGGUGCAGAUAAUGUAUGUCGACAAUCGAAAUUAUCCGGGAGGACCCUGGCAGUACUUCCUGGCUACGCAAAACCUUCCUGUUAAUGUUAUGUUUUACGCCAUACUAUUCGUCUUGACCUUCCUUGCCGAUUUGCUCAUUUUAUGGAGAUGUUGGGUUAUCUGGAGUGCAACUGGAAUUACCAUUGCGUAUGUUGCGAUAGCCUUCCCUGCUCUCAUGCUUUUGGCCUCCUUCGUGAUGGGCACCCUAUGGACGCUUCAAUCAAGUCAACCUGGUCUCUCACUAUACAGUGCGCUCCCAAUGGCCUACGGAACUUCCUACUACGUCAUCUCUCUCAGCGUCAACAUCAUCCUCACCAUCCUCAUCGCCACGAGACUCCUCUUAUACCGCAGGAAAAUGAUGGCGACCAUCGCCCCCGAACACGGAACGGAGUACUUCUCCCUCGCCGCCAUUUUCAUCGAAUCCGCCGCUCUCUAUUCCGUCUUCGCUAUUCUAUUCAUUAUCACUUAUGCCAUCGACAAUCCGAUUAACCAGGUCUUCCUCGCAUUUGCUACGUCGGCACAGCAAAUCGCUGGGUAUUUGAUCAUUUACCGCGUUGCAGAGGGACGGGCGCUGAACCAGAAGACGUUGGCUGCGACACAGCAGACGGCCCACAGCUUGGACUUCCAUGUAUCGAUACCCCACCAAAGUGAGUCGAACGCGACUGCCGCGUCGGAGGCUGCCAACGUCCCAGCACCGUUGUCCCCCGGAUCACCCAGACGCACCUCCGGCGGAUGGAGGCGUUGUCCACCUUUCUCUAUGUUCUGCUAA
This is a messenger RNA of Cyclocybe aegerita, 963 nucleotides long. Lineage: Eukaryota; Fungi; Basidiomycota; Agaricomycetes; Agaricales; Hemipholiotaceae. The record is from the annotation of a GenBank genome assembly.